CAUGGCAAAAUUCUGCUUUGAAUGUAGAAAAAAAAUUAAUAAACUAAAACAAGGAACAUGUUCUCAUUGUUCUCACAAACUUCAUUGGACAUGCUUAUCAGAUGGAUUAUGCUCCAUUUGCUCAUCUAUUCAAAUCAGAAGUUUGAAAAUUGUUUUGAGAAGGUGUGAUAAUAGUUGUACAAUCAAAGAUGCAACUAAAGAAUCUACUAUUGAGGGAAAUAUUAAAGAGCCAAUAAAAAAUGCUGUAGAGAAAGAUAAGACAUUAGCAAACAUUACGGUUACUUCUAUGGAUGUUGAUCAUGAACAAGUUGUUUCUCAUUUCUCAGCAGAUGCUAUUGAAGCAAAUGAGCUACCUUUAAAAGACAUGAACACAGAUGAAAUCAACUGUGCUGCAUCAACUAUGGAGGCAACUUUGGAUGAUGAGAGAAUACCAACUGUUGAAGAUGUUGAGGAUUCCUUUGAAAGUUUACCAGAGGAGAUUGAUGAGGCAGAUGGUCAUUUCAAAACACUAAAUGAACUUUUGGAAUACAAAACACCAAAGAAAAUUGUUCUGGACUAUGAAAGAGCAGUAUGGAAAGCUGCAUUAGACAAUUGGGAAAGUGUUACACUAACAGGCUGUUUAUUCCAUUGGAAUCAAGCUGUUUACAGAAAAAUUCAGGAACUUGGAUAUUCAUCAGACUUUAAAAAAAAAAGAGGACAGUGGUUUGAAAUGAGGCAGCUUAUGGCAUUACCAUUUCUUCCAUUUCACAUAAUUCCAAUAGAAUUUGGAAGAAUUAAGGAUUACCUUCAAUCAGUAAAAAAACUAGGGCUUGAUUCUGGUAGUUCGGUACCAUCUACCCUAGAGGCAACAUCUACUCUACUACUUCUAGCAUCAUGUGUUCUAGGCGACUUCUGUCAUAGUCCUGGGCGACUUCUAUCACAGUUCUGGGCGACUUCUGUCACAGCUCUGGGCGACUUCUAUCAAUUUCUGGGCGACUUCUGUCCUGGGCGACUUCUGCCCUGGGCGACUUCUGUUGUUCCCGUUAAUUUUUUAUGUAUGUAG
Molecule: messenger RNA, 1042 nt
Organism: Dimorphilus gyrociliatus
Lineage: Eukaryota; Metazoa; Annelida; Polychaeta; Dinophilidae
Source: the annotation of a GenBank genome assembly